Molecule: messenger RNA, 1477 nt
Organism: Hyphopichia burtonii NRRL Y-1933
Lineage: Eukaryota; Fungi; Ascomycota; Pichiomycetes; Serinales; Debaryomycetaceae
Exons: 1
Coding region: 23-1477 (484 amino acids)
Biological process (GO): proteolysis
Molecular function (GO): peptidase activity
Source: RefSeq, a predicted model, not a curated record
AAGACGAUUUGAUUCUAGUAUAAUGACCAACGGCUACGAAGUGCUUGAUGUUUUCAGGAUAAAAGACCUCCUCAACCAGAGGCUCAGCUUUAAGGUGCCGCUCAACUAUUUCGACAACGGUGAUUCCAGCGAGAUCACAGUUGUAGCUAAUCUUACUCAGACUUAUAAGAAAGAACUCCAUUCUGACAGUCAAAAAUUGGCCCAGGAAGCUAUUUUGCCAAAGGAGUCUCGGGUUAUUUGCUAUGUUCAAGGUGGGCCGGGUUUUCCGUGUACAGCUCCGUUGUCCAAGUCUAGUUACACCCAAGUACUUCUUGAGAAGGGCUUCCAAAUUCUUUACUUGGACCAAAGAGGUACCGGGUAUAGUACUCCGUUAGACGGCGAAACAUUCGAAACAUUGGUACCUGCAGAAGAGGAAGAGACCGAAGAAGAGCACACUAACAGACAAUUGAAGUACAUUCUCAACUUCAGGGCAGAUUCGAUUGUGGAAGACUUGGAAUCGAUCAGAAAAAUCUUGUUGGGGAAAGAUGGGAAAGUUUCGCUAUUGGGCCAAUCUUUUGGUGGAUUCUGUUCCUUUACUUAUAUGUCGAAACAUCCAGAAUCAUUGCGUGAGGUUGCGGUGACAGGAGGAGUGCCACCAAUCAAUAGAAUUGCAGAUGAUGUUUAUACUGCUACUUACGAACGCACCAAGGAACGUAACGUCCAUUAUUAUGAUAAAUAUCCGCAAGAUAUUGCAAAAGUGAAGAACAUAUUGAAGUAUUUAUAUAGCCAUAAAGUUGUUCUACCGGAUGGAGGUAAUUUAUCUGUUGAGCGUUUCCAACAAUUAGGUAUUAUGUUUGGUUUUCAAGGCGGUACUGAUGAUUUACAUCAAGUGGUACUUAAAUUUGAUUUUGAUGUGACCCUUCUAGGAAAACCGACUUAUACUACUUUAUCUACUAUUCAAGCAAGCUAUUCGUUUGAUACGAAUAUUCUUUAUGCAUUGUUCCAGGAAGCAAUCUAUUGCGAUGGUAAUAACAAGACUUCUGCCCAAGCUAGUACCAAUUGGAGUGCUGAUAGGCUUAGAUACUCUUCUUCAAAUACACAAUUUGUUUACUCUGAAGAAUUGGUCAACUCGGAAAAACCGAUCUAUUUAACUGGUGAAAUGGUUUACAAAUCAAUGUUUGAUGAUUAUUCUGUGUUGAGAAAAUUUAAAAAGCUAGCCUUUGCUUUACAUUCUUAUAAAGAUUGGUCCUCGUUAUAUGACGUACCAGUUUUAUCAAGUCUUUCUUGGGAAAAACUACCAAUUGUUUCUGCUACAUAUGUGUACGACCAAUAUGUUGAUUUUAAUGUCACCAUGAAAGUUAAAGAAGAGGUUUUCAAAGGAAAUGGCAACUUGAAGCAAUAUAUAACCAGUGAAUUUUUCCACAAUGGUAUAAGAGCUGAUUCUGAAAAAGUUUUGGGUUCAUUACUUUCUUUAAUAGAAAAUGGUGAUAUAGAUUAG